GCCCCCUCGCUCGCUCCUUCCCGCCCUCCCCGCAGCGCCGGCCGAGCCGGCUUCCCUCGGUCUCUCAUGAAUAUUGAGCGGCCCCUGUUGUAUUUCCCGAGCUCCAUUGCGGAAGCCGAGGCUCGCCAUAUUGUGCGGCGGCGCCGGCGGCUGCGGCGGCUACUACCUGAGUCUCGCUCCGGCCGCGGCCAGCGGAGCCCCGGGCUGGGGCAGGAGUAGCAAUGUCUCAGGCUGUGCAGACGAAUGGAACUCAGCCUUUAAGCAAAACAUGGGAACUCAGUUUGUAUGAAUUGCAGCGAACACCUCAGGAGGCAAUAACAGAUGGCUUGGAAAUCGUGGUUUCACCUCGAAGUCUACACAGUGAAUUAAUGUGUCCAAUUUGUUUGGAUAUGUUGAAGAACACCAUGACUACAAAGGAGUGUUUACAUCGUUUUUGUGCAGACUGCAUUAUCACAGCUCUCAGAAGUGGCAACAAAGAAUGUCCUACCUGUCGUAAAAAACUAGUUUCGAAAAGAUCACUAAGGCCAGACCCAAACUUUGAUGCCCUCAUCAGCAAAAUUUAUCCAAGUCGUGAUGAGUAUGAAGCUCACCAAGAAAGAGUAUUAGCCAGGAUUAACAAGCACAAUAAUCAGCAAGCACUGAGUCACAGCAUUGAGGAAGGACUGAAGAUACAGGCCAUGAACAGACUACAGCGUGGCAAAAAACAACAGAUUGAAAAUGGUAGUGGAGCAGAAGAUAAUGGUGAUAGUUCACACUGCAGUAAUGCAUCCACACACAGCAAUCAGGAAGCAGGACCUAGUAACAAACGGACCAAAACUUCUGACGACUCUGGGCUUGAGCUUGAUAAUAACAAUGCAACAGUGGCAAUUGAUCCAGUCAUGGAUGGUGCUAGUGAAAUUGAGCUAGUGUUCAGGCCUCAUCCCACACUUAUGGAAAAAGAUGACAGUGCACAGACAAGGUACAUAAAGACUUCAGGUAAUGCUACUGUUGAUCACUUAUCCAAGUACCUGGCUGUGAGGCUUGCUUUAGAAGAACUUCGAAGCAAAGGCGAAUCAAACCAGAUGAACCUUGAUACAGCCAGUGAGAAGCAGUAUACCAUUUACAUAGCAACAGCUAAUGGCCAGUUCACUGUAUUAAAUGGCUCAUUUUCUUUGGAAUUGGUCAGUGAGAAAUACUGGAAAGUGAACAAACCAAUGGAACUUUAUUAUGCACCCACAAAAGAGCACAAAUGAGCUUUUAUGAAAAGCAAUUCUGAAAAUGAACCUUUUUAUAACCUCGUUCUUUAAUAUUAAAAGAUGGCACCAUCAUUCAUUUUAUGGACAGAAUCUUUGAUAUAACGUUUUCUUUCUGAGCCAGUCUAGUUUACACUAUUAGAAUCUUUUCCCCUUAAUUUAAAAUUUCCUGUUGGAAAGGGACUGUGAUUACUCAGUACUUUUUUAUUUCCUUUGAAAAAGUCUAAGUUGUGUUUUUUUCAAAGUGUGGUUCCAUUUUUGAGGACUCUUGGCCCAGGAAUUUUUCAUAGUUCUGUAUUCUGAAGUGAAAAUCCAGGUCUCCUUCUACCCCAAUGUUUUUUAGGCCUUCCUUCAGAAUGUAUUCUGUAUUCUGAUAUGUAUUCUGACUUUUUUCCUCCCAGAGUCUUGUAUAUUUAUAGUUUUCUAUAUAAACAAUAGGAUCUUAAUGAAGACCAAGACUCAAAUUUACUGUGCUUAAAAAAUGAUUCUCAUAGGAUUAUUAUUUUCAUGGUAUUUUCUUCCAUAAUAUCUCAUUUUAAGAAGAGGUUCUUUAUGAAGUUAGUGUCCAUUGUCAUGCAAUGUUAUUUUCAUUUUUUUUUUUUUUUCUGGUACUCAUUUUGGAAUUUCUGAUCCUGGGGAAGAGAAUCAAAACUUCAGGUUCUAUAAGAACUUGAUGCUUAAACAGAUUUCACUGAAGAAAGGAAAAUUAAAUUGGUCAUUUGUAGUCUUCAAAUAUAUAUUUAAAGAGUGUUUUUUUUUAAAGUACUAGUUCUAUUGUCACUUCAGUUAUUAUGUGUCUUUGAUACUUUUGCCUCUUGAAAUACCAGAGAUAUGGAGAUAUUUUGCACUUUAGCCUGAUGAAAAGUACAAGAUAUGUUCAGUGCUUCCC
Messenger RNA from Chrysochloris asiatica (Cape golden mole), 2121 nucleotides. It is a transcript of the gene RNF2, whose product is annotated as ring finger protein 2. NCBI's taxonomy places the organism in Eukaryota, Metazoa, Chordata, Mammalia, Afrosoricida, Chrysochloridae. The transcript has 7 exons. The record is from RefSeq and is a predicted model, not a curated record. Gene Ontology annotation, molecular function: chromatin binding; ubiquitin protein ligase activity. Gene Ontology annotation, cellular component: PcG protein complex; ubiquitin ligase complex. Bases 222 to 1232 code for a protein of 336 amino acids.